Ictalurus punctatus (channel catfish) is the source of this 2814-nucleotide messenger RNA. It is a transcript of the gene septin7b, whose product is annotated as septin 7b. Lineage: Eukaryota; Metazoa; Chordata; Actinopteri; Siluriformes; Ictaluridae. The transcript has 14 exons. The annotation marks the transcript as partial. Gene Ontology annotation, molecular function: GTPase activity; molecular adaptor activity; GTP binding. The record is from RefSeq and is a predicted model, not a curated record. Gene Ontology annotation, biological process: cilium assembly; cytoskeleton-dependent cytokinesis. Gene Ontology annotation, cellular component: septin ring; cell division site; microtubule cytoskeleton.
UCUUCCUGUGUUAAAACUAAUUCUGGACACUUGGACGUUCUCGCUGGGUUUCUUUCGACGUUUAUUUCGGCUUCAUCCGGACUCGCGCGGCUCGGAUUUAAACAAACAGCACAGCAGAAGAAUCUCGAGGGAUACGUCGGCUUCGCCAGCCUCCCCAACCAGGUCUACAGGAAGUCUGUGAAACGGGGCUUCGAGUUCACGCUAAUGGUCGUGGGUGAGUCAGGCUUGGGCAAGUCCACGAUGAUUAACUCUCUCUUCCUCACCGAGCUGUACUCCUCGGAGCACCAGGGCCCGUCGCACAGAGUCAAGAAAACCGUGCAGGUGGAGCACUCCAAAGUGUUGAUGAAGGAGGGCGGAGUUCAGCUGCUGCUCACCAUGGUGGACACUCCGGGGUUUGGAGACGCUGUCGAUAACAGUAACUGCUGGCAGCCGGUCAUCGAUCACAUCGACAGCAAGUUCGAGGAUUACCUGAACGCAGAGUCGCGCGUUAACAGGAGGCAGAUGCCCGACAACAGAGUUCACUGCUGCCUGUACUUCAUCGCUCCUUCAGGACACGGACUGAAGCCGCUGGACAUCGAGUUCAUGAAACGGUUGCACGAGAAGGUGAACAUCAUCCCUCUGAUCGCCAAGGCGGAUACCCUCACCCCCGAAGAGUGCCAACAGUUUAAGAAACAGAUCAUGAGAGAAAUCCAGGAGCACAAAAUCAAAAUCUACGAGUUUCCAGAGACCGACGACGAAGAGGAGAACAAGCUCGUGAAGAAGAUCAAAGAUCGACUUCCUCUGGCUGUAGUCGGCAGCAACACCAUCAUCGAAGCGAACGGGAAGAAGGUUAGAGGGAGGCAGUACCCAUGGGGUGUGGCAGAAGUUGAAAAUGGAGACCACUGCGAUUUCACCAUUCUGCGGAACAUGCUCAUCAGGACCCACAUGCAGGACCUGAAGGACGUCACCAACAACGUCCACUACGAGAACUACAGGAGCAGGAAGCUGGCCGCCGUCACCUGCAACGGCAUGGACAACAACAAGACCAAAGGACAGCUCACCAAAGCUGACUCGGUCGAAGGCAUGAGCCCCCUGGCGCAGAUGGAGGAGGAAAGGCGAGAGCACGUGACUAAGAUGAAGAAGAUGGAGAUGGAGAUGGAGCAGGUGUUUGAGAUGAAAGUCAAGGAGAAGGUCCAGAAGCUGAAAGACUCCGAGGCAGAGCUGCAGCGGCGCCACGAGCAGAUGAAGAAGAACCUGGAGGCUCAGCACAAGGAGCUCGAGGAAAGGAGACGUCAGUUCGAGGAGGAGAGAGCGAACUGGGAGAGCCAGCAGCGCUUCCUCGAGCAGCAGAAACUCGACGCCUCCAGGACUCUGGAAAAGAAAACGAAAAAAGGGAAGAUAUUUUAAAAACGCGCUCGCGAGACGACCGCGUUGUUCAUCGCCGCUUCCCCUGAGCUCCUGAUAUCCGCCAUAAACGCCACAUUCGGCUCACAGCUGGACGCAUACACACAGCCGGGUGUGGACUGAAGCCAAACCCUUAUAAAUGUGUAUACACACACACACACACACACACACACACACACACACACACACACACACAAAUCUAAACUCUUCUAGUUUUUUACCUCCUGACCUCCGAUGUGAAUUAUGUGGUUUUCUGUCAUCGUUGUUGCCUACCUUGAUGUCAAAAACAAAGAAAUUUUAACAAGGGCAAUAUAUAAUGUGUGUGUAUAUGUAUGUAUACACACACAUACAUAUAUACACACACGCGCGCGCACACACAGGGUGUCCUAAAAGUCUUCAUACUUUUGGGUGGAAAUUAACACUUUUUAGCGAAAUGUCUUCCAAAAUGUUUCAUAAUUUAGUUUAUAUUAUAUCUUUUUUUUUUCCCCACAGAUAGCUUUUGAGAGUGCUUUUGACAAAAGAAGGCCGUGGCGUAGUAGGAAACGAUAUACAGCACACAUCAUUUAAAGGAACGCAUUCGAAUUGCACCGACCUGCAUAACCGCAGACGUGUUCACUCGAGUUCAUCACGAGCGUGAGAGACGAGUGUGUGUGUUUACAAAGACAUGUUUCGUAAAUAAGGUUACAUUGUGCCAAAAUGUUCAUUCGCCCCGUGUAUGAAUACUUUUUGCGACACCGUGUGUGUGUAUGUGUGUGUGUGUAUGUAUAGUACGUACACACACGUAUAUGUAUGUAUUAAAAACGUUAACGAGUUACACGGAGUGAAACGCAAACCAGGCCACUCUGGGGCCGUUAAUUAAAACCGUCUCUAUCCUCAGACCACUUCAUUAUAGCUUCGUGACUAUUAAUAUUUCCGCUAGUUUAUUUUUAUAUAUAAAUGUAUGUACGCGUAUCCGGAGCCAGUUAAAAUCCCGAACGUUUAGUUGUGUUUUUUUUUUUUUUUUUUUUUUCUUUCCAGUAUGUUCGAAUACUCGGACGGUUUUGUUAAAGUUUUGACCUCACGUUCAGGCCGUUGAGGAAACCACAGCGAUUCCGGUGUUUGUGUGUUUAAAGCUGUGUAAAGCUACACCUCGUCUAACAUCACCUGAUCUGUUCUAUGGAAGAAAAGAAAAUGUAACGCGUAUCUUGACACAUUUGGUUCUAUAUGUAUUCCUUUUCUGUUGGUUUUUUUUUUUUUUUUUAAUUAUUAUUUUGCAUUUGUUAUUGUACAGUCACUUAAUAAACAUGUGGUUAUGGAGUGAGGUAAUGUGACAUACUGAUGUUCCCACAGUUCAAAGCAGUAUUCCAUUGUUUUUCAUUUUUAUAGUGAUGUCUAACUGAUUUACGGUGGACCUCGAAAUAUUCUUCAGUAAAAACCCGUCUGGACAACAUA